AUGAUCAAUCGAACAAUCAAACAGGCUCAAGUCACUUUGGAUACAGCUCAUGAGGACAUGGUCCACGAUGCUCAGUUCGACUACUAUGGCAAAUACUUGGCUACAUGCUCGAGUGACAGAAUUAUAAAGAUAUUCGAUGUUGCUGGUGACAACCAUGUACAUCUCGCAGAUUUGAGAGGACAUGAGGGUCCAGUAUGGCAGGUUGCUUGGGCACAUCCAAAGUUUGGAAAGAUAUUGGCAUCAGCUUCAUACGAUCGCAAGGUGAUCAUCUGGAGAGAGACAAACAACAAUCAAUGGAGCAUCCUGCAUCAGUUCUCUGGUCAUGAACUCUCAGUCAACUCUAUCUCUUGGGCUCCACAUGAGUUCGGUCUUUGCCUGGCUUGUGCCUCCUCCGAUGGAACUGUAUCAAUUCACAACUUUAAAGAUAACGUCUGGGAACAGCCACAAAAGAUCAAUGUAUCACAGAUUGGAGUAAACUCAGUUUCAUGGGCCCCAGCCUCAACCCCAGCUUCACUCGUCAAUGCCAACCAAACGACCAUCCCAACACCAGUCAAGCGCAUUGUCACCGGUGCCUGCGACAACCUUAUCAAGAUAUUCAAAUUCACUGAGGACAAGUGGACUCUGGAGAAGCAGCUGGAGGAGCACAAGGAUUGGGUGAGAGACGUGGCAUGGGCACCAAACAUUGGUCUGCCCGUCUCCAAGAUCGCCUCGUGCUCACAGGACAGGACAGUGAUCAUUUGGACACAGGACGAGAGUGGUACCUGGGCCGGCAAGCCCCUGAACAGGUUCGAUGACAUCGUGUGGAGAGUGAGCUGGUCAGUGAUUGGACAUAUAUUAGCAGUGUCGUGUGGCGACAACCAAGUGACCCUUUGGAAGGAAGGUUUGGACGGAGAGUGGAAGCAGAUCUCGCAGGUGGAGAACAGCUAA
Messenger RNA from Acytostelium subglobosum LB1, 927 nucleotides. RefSeq lists its product as hypothetical. The transcript has 6 exons. Gene Ontology annotation, biological process: COPII-coated vesicle budding; protein import into nucleus; positive regulation of TOR signaling. Lineage: Eukaryota; Evosea; Eumycetozoa; Acytosteliales; Acytosteliaceae. The record is from RefSeq and is a predicted model, not a curated record. Gene Ontology annotation, molecular function: structural molecule activity; protein binding. The coding region runs from base 1 to 927 and encodes 308 amino acids. Gene Ontology annotation, cellular component: COPII vesicle coat; nuclear pore outer ring.